This is a messenger RNA of Exophiala xenobiotica, 2074 nucleotides long. RefSeq lists its product as uncharacterized. NCBI's taxonomy places the organism in Eukaryota, Fungi, Ascomycota, Eurotiomycetes, Chaetothyriales, Herpotrichiellaceae. The transcript is spliced from 3 exons. The record is from RefSeq and is a predicted model, not a curated record. The coding region runs from base 169 to 1977 and encodes 602 amino acids.
GGCAAAUGUUGGGGCCCUUUUCUUUCUCGUGUCUUCUUGUGUCCAGACUCCAUGUCUUCUCGAUUUCAUCUGAUCCAUUUCGUUGUAUGUUGGAGUCCCCGUCCUUGAUAUAGGAACUUGCGUCCGUUCUGCGAGGUUGUUUUGCGAAACGAGAGAGAUGUCAGGACGAUGACCUCGUUCGAAUCCGCGGUCGUCUCGGCGGUGGCGUUGGCGGUCUUGUCGGGUUGUUUUGUUUUAGUACGGUUUGUGGCUCGCCUUGCUUUCGUCAAGCAUGUCGGGCCAGAUGAUAUCCUGAUUGCUCUGGCCUGGGCGGCUGCCGUGGCACUUGCAAUUGUCACUCAUCAGCAGAGACACGACGACUCUUCAACAUCUUCCUCAACAGCAGAGCAGAACAGCAUGACAACGCUGCUGAGGCAAUUGUGGGCGUCCAACUUCACCUAUGACUUCGCCGUCCUACUUCUCAAAGACUCCCUCCUGUUGCAGUAUCUUCGCUUUUCAAUCGACACAGGCUACCGACGCGCAUGCUGGGCGUUGGGUGCCAUCGUUACAGCCUACGGAAUUACAGCUCUGUUUGUGGGGAUUUUUUCUUGCCGACCGAUAGCAUUUAGUUGGGACGACCACAUUUCUAGCGGCAGGUGCAUCAAUUUCCUGGCGUUCUGGCUGUUCAACGCGUCUUUCAACUCUGCCACGGAUAUCAUCGUCUUUUGUUUACCAGUACCAGUGCUGAGGGCAUUGCAGCUGCCCAAGCACCAGAUGGGCCUGUUGUCCAGUAUCUUCGUCCUUGGAGCCUUUGUCUGCAUAGCUUCCGUCGUCCGCCUCACGGCGGUCUACUCUGCCACGUUUCACCAUCAAAACGAUCCCUCCAUCGCGAUUUGGUCAACAGUCGAAGUCAACAUCGGCAUCAUAUGUGCCUGUCUACCAUCCUUCCGCCACCCCUUGGCUCAGCUCUGGCCAAGGAUCCUGGACGUCAAGCGACGUCUCAACUCUGGGCCCCAAGCUCCUCGGACCUCAAUUACUCUAACGGAGGAGACACACGCUACCGAAAAGACCCUCGAAUCUUUCGACUUGCGACCCUGUACCUCAACCAGCGAGGCCGGAUCCUCGCGUUACAGUCGAACAACGUGGCACCAGACCGACGAGGAAGCGGUCACUCCACAGCACACGCCCUCCCCUCCCAUCUCCAACCUAGAACUCGAACCCUCUUGGCCCUCGAUUGCCACAGCCGUCGAAACCCCUGACGAUAAAGACAACAAUAAACCACUUCCACUGCCACCACUCCCAUCAAUUCCCGCUCCCACCGCUCGCCCUUCCGGCCCUCGACCCGACGCUCCUUCUCGGCCUCAGAUCCAUCGCUCUCGCAGCUACUACCUCCGCGACCCCUCGAGUUGGCGCUUCCGCUUCCAACUAGGCAGCAUCCCCGAAGCUGAUUCCCAAAGGGAGAGCUUGGCCAGUCCGAGUCUCGCCUCUCCCAAGUCGAGAUCUCCGCCAAAAUCUCCAAGCAAGUCUCCCCAGCUGCUCCUGCAAGCCGCACCGCCCAUCUCCCCUGCCGCCCAUCCAUCCUCCCGAUCCGCCGGCAACACCUCCUACGACGGCGACAAAUCCUACCGCAAGAUCGCACCUUGGAGCGCACAAUCUUCUCCCGGGGGCGCACCGCCCUCCCCGGGAAGCAGCACGUACAGCUACGAGAUCCUCGGCGGGCCGAAAGCUCUAGCUGCCUCCCCGACAGCGAUGGACAGGUGUCGUGGUCUCUCGCUCUCGCUCUCGCUCUCGCCAACGAAGUCAAAACGAGAAGAUGCGCGCCGAGAAAGGGAGCGCACGAGGCGAAAAGCCCGCGAGCGAGAGCGAGAAGAUGAACGCUUGCGAGAAAGGGAACAGCAGAGGCGACAAGGCGAGAGACCGAAAGGGCCUCGAGAAAUGAGCGAGAGGGGUGCUCUAAGUUAUGUCGCUACAAGUGAAUAUUCCAUCCAGCCUCUGUGACUCCGGCCGGGCACGAGCUCCCAAGCGUCAACAAGUAUACAAGAGUAUAUACGAUUUACAUACACAUAUAUUUCCAUGUUUAAUGACUACUCUAGAG